AUGUCAAAAAAUCUUAUCGCUUACGACAAAAAUUUACAUAUAAUUUCAGCGAAGAAACAUGUUGUUUGUUAUUUGGCUAGUUGGGCAGUUUAUAGAACAGAUAAAGGAAAACAUAAAAUAUCCAAUAUAAAACCAAAAUUAUGCACCCACUUUAUUUAUUCAUUUACUGGUUUAAGUUAUGAUGGAAAAAUUGAAACUUUGGAUCCAGAUUAUGAUGUAAAAGCUUUCAAAAAUUUCAUAACAUUAAGAGAGAAAAAUCCUUGUGCCAAAUUUUUAAUAGCAAUUGGAGGAUGGAAUCAAGGUUCCGCAAAAUUUUCCUAUAUGUCUGAAACACCAGAACGUCGUGAAAUUUUUGUUGAUAGUGUUAUGAGAUUUUUAAUUCAUUAUGAUUUUGAUGGUUUAGAUUUGGAUUGGGAAUAUCCAGCGCAACGUGGCGGUAUUAAUGAAGAUAAAAAAAAUUUAAAUGAACUUUUAAAACUAUUAAAAAAUAAAUUUGCAUCAAGAAAAAAAAUUUUAACAAUUGCAAUACCAUCAAGUACAUAUUCAUUAAAACAAGGCUAUGAUAUAGAAAACAUGUGUAAAAAUGUUGAUUUUGUAUCAGUUAUGGCAUAUGAUAUGAAUGUACCAAAUGAAGCAAGUGUACAUGCACCAUUAAAAUUAGAAAAAAAUGAAAAGAAAAGAGAAACUAUUGAUGAUGUUAUAAAAUUUAUGAUAAAAGAAAAAUGUCCAGCAAAUAAAAUUAUUUUAGGUAUAACAAGUGUUGCAAAAACUUUUACAUUAAAAAAAUCAAAUUCUAAUGAUAUUGGUGCACCAAUAACUGCUUUAGGUACACCUAGUAAUUAUUUAAAAGCAGAAGGUAGUUUGGGUUUUAAUGAAAUGUGUACAAAAUUUGAAGAUGAUGAUGGUUGGACCCAUAAACAUAUGAAAAAUAAUGCUGUUAAAAUUUCAUAUAAAGAUCAUUUUUGGGCUGUUUAUGAUGAUGAAACAACUGUUGAACAAAGAGGGCAAUAUGUUUUAGAUAAUAAACUUGCUGGUUUAAUGUUUUGGAGUAUUGAUACAGAUGAUUUUUAUCCAGAAUGUCAUAAAGCUAAAUAUCCAUUGUUAGUGGCUGCAAAUAAAGUUUUUAAAAAUUAA
This is a messenger RNA of Condylostylus longicornis, 1134 nucleotides long. RefSeq names its product endochitinase-like. Gene Ontology annotation, cellular component: extracellular region. NCBI's taxonomy places the organism in Eukaryota, Metazoa, Arthropoda, Insecta, Diptera, Dolichopodidae. Gene Ontology annotation, molecular function: chitinase activity; chitin binding. The record is from RefSeq and is a predicted model, not a curated record. Gene Ontology annotation, biological process: carbohydrate metabolic process; chitin catabolic process. Bases 1 to 1134 code for a protein of 377 amino acids. The transcript is spliced from 4 exons.